CAUAAAAACUUACGUAGUUUUUUUGGUGAACUCAUUCAAUGUAUGUAUGUAUGUCCUAUACUUUAACCUUCAAACUUUGUCUGUUACUUCUUGUUUCUAUCUGACACAUAAAGUGAGAGAGAGAGAUCUUCACUUUUCAUUCUUCUAUCAGUUUCCUAGAUUCUUCCAAACACUGUUAUAUAUGUUUUUUUUUAACAAGACACUGUUUAAGAGUUACUAAUAUGAGCUUGAUUUGAAAAUGGGGUUGGUCUAAAGGGUUGUCAAGAGCUUUCUGUAAGGAAAAGAAAGAGUCUUGUUUUACUUUUCAAUUCUAUAUUGAAAAAUUGGUAUUUCCCCCAUCUCAUGGGGGGUUUCUGUAAUUUUUGAAAAUUAUUCAUCUUUGGAGUGUGCUGUGCUGGAUUUUGAUGUGAAGUGGGGAACCACCAGGUUCAUUUGGGGUUUCUGACAAAUUUCUAUUUGUUAACAAGUUGUAUUGUUAUUUUAGUCUUAGCCUUCUGGUUAUUGGGGGAAAGAGACUUUGGUAAUCUGCAAUUCGAGCAAGAGUUGUGAAGAGAUUAGAAGCUUCAAUUUGGUCUCUAUAUAUGGUCCCUUGUUUAGUUGUAUCUUUAUUUCUAAAUUAGGAAUCAGAAUCACUGAUCACCAGUCUCACUAAUAAGUCAUAGGUUGACUCAAAUGUUGUAUCAUGAUUUCUGUUUGUAAAGCUUUCAAAUUUGACGAGGAAUGAGACACUUAUUUUAAGUCAAUUAAGUAUACGUUUGGUUUAGCUUUCAUCUAUUCUUUCUCGAAUUCCAAGGAGUUUCAGCUGUGAAUAUAUAAAAAUUGUUGCUUCAAGGUGGAUGCGCAUUAAGUUGAAUUCUACUGUCAAAACAAAAAUUGGCCAAGUUGCCUUAGAUUUUUUAAGGCAAUUCGUCAUAUAUAAGGUUCGGACUGUGGUUUUGGAUACUUCAAGAUGGCAGAAACUGUAAAAGAACCAAGGUCAUUGGCCUUGACUCCUACCUGGUCCGUCGCCACUGUGUUGACCAUCUUUGUUGCCGUCUCUUUGCUUGUGGAGCGCUCCAUUAAUCGUUUAAGCAAUUGGCUGCGGAAAACUAAUAGAAAACCUUUGCUUGAAGCUGUGGAGAAGAUGAAAGAAGAGUUGAUGUUGCUCGGAUUUAUAUCCCUCCUACUUACUGCUACAUCUGGCAUGAUAGCCAAUAUUUGCAUUCCAUCAAAGUUCUAUAAUAGUGCUUUUGCUCCGUGCUCUAGAUCUGAGAUCAAUAAAGAAAUCGAAGAGAAUGGCUCCGAAGGACGUAAAUUAUUGACGGCUUCUUAUCCACGCUUAAUUAGAAGGAUGUUGAAUGGAAUGGAUAGAAACUCCUGCAAAGAGGGUUAUGAACCAUUUGUUUCGUACGAAGGUCUAGAGCAGUUACAUCGGUUCAUUUUUGUCAUGGCGAUAACACAUGUAUCUUACAGUUGCCUAACAAUGUUGUUAGCCAUUGUGAAGAUUCACAGUUGGAGAGUGUGGGAGGAUGAGGCUCACAUGGACCGGCGCAAUUAUUUAUCUGAAAUUACUAGGCAGAUGACUAUGCGAAGGCAAUCGACUUUUGUCAAGACUCAUACAUCAAAUUCAUUAUUCAUUUGGAUGACAUGUUUUUUCCGACAAUUUGGGCAUUCUGUGGUUCGUGCUGACUACCUUACACUUCGCAAAGGCUUCAUCACGAAUCACAACCUUUCAUCAAAAUAUGAUUUCCACAGCUACAUGGUUAAAUCAAUGGAAGAGGAAUUCCAAAGGAUAGUUGGUGUGAGUGGCCCACUAUGGGGAUUUGUUGUCGGUUUCAUGCUUUUCAACAUUAAAGGAUCAAAUCUCUAUUUCUGGAUAGCUAUCAUUCCUAUAUCGCUUGUUCUUUUGGUGGGAACAAAGCUACAGCAAGUCAUUGCAACCUUAGCAUUGGAGAAUGCUGGAAUUAGUGGUUUCUUUUCGGAAGCUAAGUUGAGGCCUCGCGAUGAACUUUUCUGGUUUAAAAAGCCUGAACUAUUACUGUCCUUAAUCCAUUUCAUUCUCUUCCAGAAUGCUUUUGAAUUGGCUUCAUUCUUUUGGUUCUGGUGGCAGUUUGGAUAUAACUCCUGCUUUAUUAGGAAUCACCUCCUUGUUUAUUUAAGGCUAAUCUUGGGGUUUGCUGGGCAGUUUCUUUGCAGCUACAGCACCUUGCCACUUUAUGCACUCGUUACACAGAUGGGAACAAACUAUAAGGCAGCAUUAAUUCCACAGAGGAUAAGGGAAACCAUUCAUGGAUGGGGUAAAGCAGCUAGGAAGAAGAGAAGACAUGGUAUGUUCGCCGACGACUCCACCAUUCAUACAGACACAAGCACUGUAUUGUCUAUUGAAGAAGACUAUCAAACAAUCGGUGAUCCACAUAAAGACCUUGUCACUGGCACUGAAGUAGAAUUACAACCAGUACCAACUGUUACAUCAACCCCUUCACCUAUUGCUAACGAAACUUCAAGUCGGGCCGUUACGCCCCUCCUUCGACCCUCAGCUUCAGUAUCUUCAUCAGUACCAUUCAAUUCUAGACAAGAAGAACCAAUUCCAAGAUCCUCCUCUAUGCCAAGUGGAAGAUAAUAUUGAGGAAUAAUGGAAGCAAAUCAUGAUGCCAAUGAAUAUAAAUGAAACAUGGCAAAGGGUAAGGGUAGUAGUACAUUGAUAGAUGUGUCUUUUGUAUGAAUAUUACUAGAAGCUCUAUAUAAGGUGACUUGUUUUUGUUCCCAUAAAAAGCCAUGUAAGGUAACAAUGCUUUAUUGGGACAAUUGUAGAAAGGUUGCAUUUUGUGUCUCUUGAUGCCUAGGAGUUGCAUUUCAAUUCCAACACAGAAUCUUACAUAUGAAUACAAAGUAGUGCAAUACAACUAUUUAUAUAAUCUAUAGUUGAGGAGACACUGAAUGUAGUGUAUUUUUUUGUAACGUAAGGAAUUGUUGUGCAAUACAUUAUUUUAUCUAA
Molecule: messenger RNA, 2974 nt
Organism: Medicago truncatula (barrel medic)
Lineage: Eukaryota; Viridiplantae; Streptophyta; Magnoliopsida; Fabales; Fabaceae
Product: MLO-like protein 11
Exons: 16
Coding region: 950-2599 (549 amino acids)
Biological process (GO): defense response
Cellular component (GO): membrane
Source: RefSeq, a predicted model, not a curated record